Helianthus annuus (common sunflower) is the source of this 2134-nucleotide messenger RNA. RefSeq lists its product as uncharacterized. The transcript has 6 exons. Lineage: Eukaryota; Viridiplantae; Streptophyta; Magnoliopsida; Asterales; Asteraceae. Bases 590 to 1885 code for a protein of 431 amino acids. The record is from RefSeq and is a predicted model, not a curated record. Gene Ontology annotation, molecular function: nucleic acid binding; zinc ion binding.
CUUGAUUCAAACUGACGCGGCAUUCCUUUUUAUUUUCAAUCACUGAGUCAUAAUUUGUUAUUUUUUUUUCGAAACUUCCAAUCUAUUAUGAGGGGCCUUCAUUCUUUCUAAAAUUCCGUAGACGUAAAUUGAGGGAUUUCGCAUCCUUUCCAACAAUUAAAUAUUCCUUUUAAUUGAUAUCAUUCAAGCCGUUCCUUCCUUACAACACCCUUUCAAAAUUCGGUCCAUCAUCUUCAUUCAUCCCCUCCGUAAACCUUCAAGUGUGCUGAAAAAAAAAAAAACGCAGCCGAUCACCGGCUCGAAACUAUCUCGUCGGUCCAUCUCGCUUGUAAUUCGUUGGAGUUGUAACAAAUCUGUUAAGCACCACCACGACGUUGAUCGACUUUAUGGUUCUGUCAGCCGCUCCCGCUCAUACCGACAGCCAAUAAACUCUGAGCUCCGUCACGCACUCGCAUUGUUCGUUCGUCGUCAAGCCGCAACCCAUUUUUUUUUCGUAUCUCGCUUGGCGACCAAGGUCACCAUAUUAUUCAAGAGAGGCGCUAGUGUCACAUUAGUUGGAAGCUACGGUUACUGUUAUUUGCAAAUUAAGAUGCCUCCUCGUCGUGAGACACGCAACUCUGGUCGUCGUAAUGGUGGUAGACCAAAUGAGCCUGAUCCAAAUAUCGUAGCUGCUAUCACUCAGGCCUUUACUGCUAUGUUGCCUGCACUUGUUCAGGCCGUACGUGGUCCUGAUCCGAAUCCUAAUCCAAACCCUAACCCCAAUCCUAAUCCAAACCCUAACCCCAAUCCUAAUCCAAACCCUAACCCCAAUCCAAAUCCAAAUCCAAAUCCGAACCCUAAUCCAAACCCAAACCCAAACGGUGUAAUUGGGGAUUGGCUAGAUAAGUUCAUAAAACAGAAACCGAGAUCUUUCACAAAGGCAACCACUCCAAUUGUAGCAAGGGAUUGGAUUGCUCAUAUCGAGAAAAUAUUUCGGGCGUUAGGAGUUGGUGAUGAAUUUAAAUCAAGGUUAGCAUCGUAUAAACUCGAAGAAGAUGCGCAAACUUGGUGGGAAGGUGUAUUGGAGGAAAGAGGAGGAGACCCAUUUGUGGAGAAUUUACCUUGGGCAGAUUUUCGUACUAUUUUCUUUGAGAAAUAUUUUAACAGCGUGGAUAAGAGUUCUUACACACGAGAGUAUCACAAUAUCCGUCAGAGGAAUGACGAACCACUUUCUGACUUCACUGAUCGGUUUUAUCGACUAGUUGGAUUUCUCGGGUCAGCUGCUGGAACACCAGAGGAACAAGCAGAAAAAUAUCAAUGGGCAGUUUGUGAUCGAAUUCGUAGAGCAAUCAUCCAGUCAACGUUCCCCACUGUUGCAGAGGCCGCUAAGGCUGCCAAAAAGGUUGAUAUGGAGAACAAAGAAUUUUUGGGUGGUUCGAAUAAUAAUAGGAAGAGAAAUAGAGACGAAUACCGCACUCCGUUCACUAGUGAGUCGUCUCAAGCACCUACUCGAAAUAAUCAAAACAAUAUGGGGAAUAGGUCAUCGGGAAGGAAUAAUAGACCAUGGCAGGGAAGGAGCCAAAAUCAGGGUCAGACCAAACCCUACCAGCCACCAACCCAAGCUCAACCCGUAAACCAGAAAGGUAACCAGAACCCUACCCAGUCUCCAGUGUGUAACCAUUGCAACAAGCGUCACCCAGGCAUCUGUCGUCGACUUACUGGGGCUUGCCUUAAGUGUGGAGAUAUGGGGCAUAAGAUUAAUGAAUGCCCAAAGGCUGGUAACCGACCAACUGAUACCACUAGGGGAGCUGCUGUGCCACCUACUACGGGAGGGCGUGUUUUCUCAUUGACUGCAGGGGAAGCUGCUAAUGCUCCAGGUCACCAUAUUAUUCAAGAGAGGCGCUAGUGUCACAUUAGUUGGAAGCUACGGUUACUGUUAUUUGCAAAUUAAGGUACUCAGGGAAAGCGGGGAAACGUGUGAAGAGUGAUAAAAAAAAGCUAGAGUUGGAACAAGGAGUUCAAUAAAACUUUAUAUUCAAUAAAUUUAGACACUUAUGUUUUUCUGUUGAGACCGUUAUGCCAUUUUGGGGAUUUUUGUUUUUAAACCUAUGGAAUUUAUUUUUUAACUAAGUUAUUAAUUGUCUCUGAUUACCGA